AUUUAUUGCAUUAGAAUACCCAUCUACCAAACAACAUGUCGUCUUUUUCUGAUUCUAACUUCUCCAAAAAGCUUUUUGAACUGAACAACACACAACAGAGCAUCCAGACGCUGUCCUUAUGGCUGAUUCAUCACCGGAAACACUCGAAAACAAUUGUACAAGUGUGGCACCGAGAGAUUAUGAAAGGGAAGACUAGUAAGAAGCUGACAUUCUUCUAUUUGGCCAAUGACGUCAUCCAGAACAGUAAAAAGAAGGGGCCAGAGUUCACCAGAGACUUUGCUACAGUCCUCCCUGAUGCUGUCAGAAUUGCAUCAAAAGAUGCUGAUGACAAGACGAAGAGGUCACUUGAACGAGUGUUGAACAUAUGGCAGGAGAGGGGUGUUUAUGUUAAAGAGUUCAUCAGGUCCAUGAAACACCAGUUAACAAGUAAGAGCACCCCCACUGUGGUCCAGCCUGAACCGGUUCAGCCGGCGGUGAAGAAGAAGAAGCACGAUCAGCACUUCCUGUCUCUCCGGGAGGAAGUGGAAGCCAUGGAGCCCCUCCCCAUCCCUCCUGAUGCUGAUAAUCUCAUCAAACGUUUGUCAGACCUGGAGAGUUCAGCUUCCAGUGACGCUGCAGUCAGAGAAAAGAUUGCGGCCUUACCCCAGGAGGUCUCCGACAUUUCUCACCUUGACAAAAUUCAAGGUAAACAAGACAAGGAAUCAGCAGAUCGUCUGUCGAAGCAGGUAGAGAGUGCGUGUAUGUUGCUGUCGGACUACAACCAGAGACUCAACUCAGAGCUGGAGGAGAGGAAGAAAGUUGCCCGGAUGCUUCACGACUUUAUACAGCAUCAGAGAGAAUGUCUCACCGAAGCAGAAAACAGGAUGACGGAAUAUAAAGGCAAACUAGCGAAAGUGACGACAGUACGUCAAGAGCUGAAGUCUCACCUGCAGAACCUCCCCGAUCUCACUCUCCUCCCUGACGUCACAGGGGGACUUGCCCCCCUACCAUCUGCGGGGGACCUCUUCAGUUUAUGAUAGUCAUGUGACUACUAGACACACUUGGAAACAUUAGGCUGAUAUCAAAUGUAACGAAAUAAACUGAUGAUAUUGAAGGUAUUGAUCCAGAAUAAUUGAAGUUUAGGGCAAAUGUUGGGGCAACAUAACAGGACUGGCAGAAUGGUGUAUUGAGUCGUCUGAUUGUGAUUUUAUGUGAAUGGAAGAUUUUUGGUUAAAACAUGGUAGUUCACAGCUGCCUCAUAGUGAUUUGUCAUCUCUGAGGCCAAUCUAUUGUCUUGUACAGAUACCUUGGUCAAUGUGCCAAGAAAGAAGGGGCAAAUUAGGAACAGUUUAGACUGUUUUCAGGGUUGGUUCAAGGUUAAUUUAACAAAACAAUUGUAGCAAGGAUGAAUCUUAACCUGAAACAUCUACUAGUCAGACUGUGAUGAUGUAUAAGGACACCCCCUUUAAAGAGACAGUACAUCGACGGUUCUGUGUUUUAUAUUAUCCUUGAAAUAAUCUCCGAGUGUGACGUCUCAUGCCCGAUGCAGUUGUCAAACCAAGACACUAGAGCUCCACACAGUGAAUCUGACAAUGCAAGUGCUGCGCAGAGUAAACUAGCUUCGGGAAUGUUUUUUUAAUUAGAGGCAAAUUGAAGUGAAAGCUUGUGUGUUUUUCUGAUGGAUGAUUCACUAAAUUGCCAACGUGAUUAGAUCAGAAGCAAGUGUUUAUCAAAUCCUAGAUUACAAUACAGAUAUGCCUCAGUCGUAUGAAGCCAAUCACUGUCCCUGCGGCCAGCUGCUCUAUACUGCUGUAAAAAAGUGAAGGACCAUCUGAUUCGUUCAUAUUGCAAUUGUUGAUUGUUUUGGCAUGACAGAUUAACUAUAGUAAUAUGAAAGAAUCGGGUGAUCCUUUACUUUUUUUUAGUAGUAUAUAUAUAUUUUAACAAACGUUUUGGUUUGCUCAUCUUUAAAACAAGGCCUGCUGAAUAAGAGAUGCUGGUAUUGUGUGUGCAGCAUCUGUUUCCAUUAGUUACAAAUGAAAGGAUGUUGUCCUGGGCUGUAUUUGAAGCAGGGAGGUAAACACACUAAACACAGUAUCAGUACUGGAAACAGGGAUCCGGAAACGGUCAUACGCGAUUGGGAAUCUCAAAUGUCCGAUUUAAAAUAUUGCUUACCAGACAUUUAAAUUUUUCUGUCCGAAGGGCUCAAUAACGUGGAACCACUAAUUAACUUGUAAUGUGUGUGAAAAGUUGUACAAAAAUACGCUAUUUGAAGUGGGCGUGGCCUAAAUGCAAAUGUCCGAUUGGGAUUUUAAAUUUUCCGGACCCCUGACUGGAAAGUAAUGUUCAGGGUUCAGUUUUGGUUUUAAACUUUUAUAUGUUUUUUUAUGUCCUUUUUAGAAUGUCAUCCAUUAUUUGUUUAAGUAUUUCAUUAUAAUGUUAACCAGGAAAUGUAUCAGUAACCAUGAUUGAAUUUCAUGUAUAAUGCUCUCAAUACUUAGUCAAGUUUGGUAAAAUUUGCAAAUAUGCAGUUCUCACCCUUUUAUUGCAAAAUACAAACCAUAUUUUUAAAGAUUGACUGAUCUCUAAAACCAAUUUAAAGAAAGGCAUUUAAGCAACAUUUAAAGGGAGACUUUGGUUGGGGUGUCAGUCCCAGCAUAGAGACAAUAUACUCAUUAUGAUUACAUAGAAGGGGGUGUUUGAUUGCACAAAGGCAAUUUACAUUGUUUUAAUCAGAACCCAUAUUCCUGUGAGUUUCAUCCCCUUUAAGUGUCUGCUAUCUUUCAUGGUAGUCGUGCGUAGCAAUAGCUGGAUGUCUGAUCAGUAACACACAGUGUCCAAUACAUUCAAGGCACUCACUACCUGGGGGUUAAAGAGUAUCAGAAUGGGGAUAGGGGUAUAUUUUCAUGUCAAAGAGAUCCUUGAUGCCCAAGUUGUUUCACCAUGUUUCACCAUGUUUCACCAUGUUUCACCAUGCCACGCAAAAUGAUUUAAGUUGUACGUACAUGUAUUCAGGGGCAUGUUUGAUCCUUUCCUUAUGAUUCAUUUGAGGUGUUGCAUGUUCUGCAGUUGAAACUGGUAUUUGGAGUUCAUUUUUCAUGUUCAUCUUUGCAUUUAUAACUAAGUCCACAAAUCAAACUGUUUUGUGUGUCGUAAUCUUGUUUUGUCAUGUCCAUGAUGUCAGCUUGUGCUGUUGUAUCAAUAUGAUACGAGUCUUCCAUAAGAACAUUCUUUAUUAACAUGGGCUCGGCAUGGGUCAUCUACUUGACCAGGGUCUGAGGUCUCACAACAUGCUGGCAGGGUCUGCUUGUCUCGGGUUUGAAUCACAGAAGCCCCAUGACUAUGAUCCUUCAUCAGCCACAUACUAGUUCUUGAAUGGAUGAGACAGUUGUGGUUAACGCCACUUUGAGCAGUAUUUCAGUUAAAUCACGGCGUGUCAGCUUAAAGCAGAGGAAAGCCUUAAGUAAUAAAGGUCUCAGACGUUAAUCACUUCGAUGAAACCCACAAGCUAUGGUGCUGACAAACCCAGACAAAAUCAGGGCGAACCAGGAUUUGAACCCACGACCAUAGGUUUCUGGCAUGCCUAAGGGACACAACACUGCCAAACAAAUUGCAACAAAAGAGAUUUAGCCACCUGUUUCCGUACCAGUUCCCGAGAAUUGUUCACAAGAGACUAAUCAUCUAUGACUGGAAUAACUUUGCCCUUACCGGUGACACACAGCGAUAUAUUGAAAUACAUUUAGGGCAGUCCCAUUAGAUCAGGUCUUUUACCUGAUUUGAUACCUGUCAUCGUCUACGAUCUGAAAAAAAACUCCAACUCACUCACACUCCCUGUAUAUUGAAAUGUAUAAACAUUUAUUAGAUAUUUGAUCAUUCUCUGAUACAAAAAUCAAUAUCCCCAUCACGUGUGAGUGGUAUGGUAGAUUGAAAUUAUUUACCCAGUUUACACUUGUGGGUGUAACUUAAAUUGUAAAUGCUCAUUGCAGGCAUUUGAUUGGCUGUUUUAUGGUUCAUGGACAAGCAUUUGAGAAAGAUAUUUAGUCCCCCUGGUUCUUCAGCUACUGACAUGAAGCAAUCGUGACAAACGUUCAUGACAAGGGGUAUUUUGGUAAUCGGGUGAGUGAGUGAGUUGGAUAUACGCUACUUAUUUCUGUCCUAUCAUAGGGGUGGGUGGACAUCACUAAUGGGAUUCACUCAUUGUACAGAAUCAAACCUGGUACUUAAUUUGUCUGAACAAGCCAAACCUAUAACCUGUCUACCACCACCCCUUAUUCCACAAUUGGUGCAGUAUGAGUGAAUGAAAACAGAUGCUUGAGUGAGUGUCAGUCAGAUAUCAGAGGAUUGAUAUGGGUGUUAUGCUUUUAUCUUUGAUAGCCUUUAUUAUAGCUUAGUAUCACAAUGAAUAUGUACCAGCGAUCAUGCUUUUUGUGACUGAAGGAUUAUUGCCUUUCAGAAACUUUGAGAUGUAGCCAUAAGUAACUGUGAGAUUAGAUGUUUACAUUUUUGGAGAAAAAAAAAUUUCAAUGGUUGCAUCUGGAUACAAAUAAAAGACUGAAUUUCAUUUUUGUCAUUUGAAAAUCAAACCCAAUAUUUACAAUUAAUCAGAAAUAAUGAUUGGUUGUUGGUUUGGUUUGUUGUUUAACGCCGCACUCAGCAAUAUUCCAGCUAUAUGACGGCGGUCUGUAAAUAAUCGAGUCUGGACCAGACAAUCCAGUGAUUAAUAUCAUGAGCCUCGAUCU
Messenger RNA from Haliotis rufescens (red abalone), 4718 nucleotides. Its product is annotated as regulation of nuclear pre-mRNA domain-containing protein 1B-like. Bases 36 to 1016 code for a protein of 326 amino acids. Gene Ontology annotation, biological process: mRNA 3'-end processing. The record is from RefSeq and is a predicted model, not a curated record. The transcript has 7 exons. Lineage: Eukaryota; Metazoa; Mollusca; Gastropoda; Lepetellida; Haliotidae. Gene Ontology annotation, cellular component: RNA polymerase II, holoenzyme. Gene Ontology annotation, molecular function: RNA polymerase II complex binding.